GCUUUGAGAGCUGGGUAGCGUUUGGUGGAAUUGAUUUAGAUGCCGUUGUUCAAGACUUCUGCAAGACCCCCGAUGAGUGGCGAUUGAACCUAAAGAUGGUGAAAAUUAAGAGUCAGGAAUUUGUCAAAAUGAACAUUGAAGAGGAAAAGUUCGAUUGCAUAACUGUGAGUUAUGCUCCGAUCAAGUCGUACAUUGAUUACCUGCUGUCAGAAAUUAACAGCACUUUGGUUCGAGUUCUGCAGAGAACCAUAUCGCAGGAUGCAUCCAGAAUACAAGUGUUUAUCCAGGAGUCAACAAGCGCUUUACUCAGAAGGUCGCAAACGGUUGAGGAAAUGACCGAAUCAAUCAUAAAGUUUGAAGAAAUCAAAUUGACUAAAUCUGAGCUUCGUAGUGUCUACGAGCAGAACGAGGUAAAAAACGAGAUCCUCGGCCGUUGGAGCCGUAAAAGCGUUAAGGAACUGAGCCAACUAAACGCUCAGUGGGAUACUCUGGAUCGCCUGCUAGAAGAUUUCGAGGUCAGCGUGAAGGAACAGACCGAAAUUCUAAGGGCUAACGUCCUAACAAAGAUGCAUAAUUUUGACAGUGAUGUCAUUCGAUUUGGACAACGUUGGAAAAACAGUCGACCAAAGAAGCAGGACAAUCCUGGACAAACCGCACAGCUUCUUAAAGAGUUUCGGCUGGAGCUUAAUGCCCUGCUAAAAACUAAAACAGAGCUCAUGGACGAAACUGUGCACUUCGGUCUGAAACCGCCCGAUAUUGUCGAGUUAGAAGCAAUGGCAAGGGCAUUUGAUGAUGAAGAAAAAGUAUGGCUGAUGUUCGAAGAAUUUGAAAACGAUAUUAAUAAGGUGGCCGACGAGGAGUGGGUUGUGGUCAGGGGCCGUCUACAUCGUUUCGAGAGUUUAUUAGACGAUUGGAGUCGUCGUCUGAAGGAUAUCGAGGAAAGUGCCGUCGCUGAUCCAUUAUUCGCUCAGAUUGAUUCUUACAGAGAGAUGCUCAUUGUCCUCAAGUUCUGUAAAGGCGAAGAGUUUUCAGCGCAACAUUGGGCAGAUCUGUUCAAUCUCACUCAGAUUCCAGUGAAAACCGUCGACAAACUGCUAUUUAGAGAUUUCCUACAAGCAAAGGCAGCUUUGCUGAAUAACGCGGAUCAACUCAAAGACCUCAACAAUCGUGCCCAUGGUGAGGUGACCAUCCGGGAAGCUUUUAACGAGUUGGAUUUGUGGUCAAAUACGGCCAAAUUUACACUCGUGGAACAACGGGACUCCCGCGGAGAACUGCUUGUGCUAAUCCGUGACUGGGCCGAGGUGACUUCGAAAAUCGGUGACAACCAAUGCCUGCUUCAGGCCAUGAAAGACUCAAUAUUCUACUCAAAUUUUGCUGACCGCGCUAAUAUCUGGGCCCAGCGUCUCUCCACACUCGACACGGCCCUUUACAUUAUGCAACAGGUUCAACGACGAUGGACAUAUCUCGAUCCAAUUCUGGGCCAAGGGGCCCUUCCGAGUGAAUCCGCCAGGUUCAAUUCAAUUAGCGAGGAAUUCAAGAACCUUAUGCGUACAAUUCAGCGCGAUUCACGGGUAGCGCUUCUAACAAAUCAAAUGGGAUUGGUAGAAUCGUUGACCAAUAUGCUGGACCAGCUAAAUCGCUCACAGAAGGCCCUAAACCAGUAUCUCGAAGUGAAGCGGUCCUUGUUUCCACGAUUCUACUUUUUAGGCGAUGAAGACCUUCUCGAAAUCCUUGGACAAGCCACACGACCGCAGAUAAUACAGUCGCACCUUAAGAAGCUGUUCUCUGGUAUUCACCGGGUAGAGUUUAACGACGGAGGGGAAGGUGGUCUGCAAAUCGAAGCCAUUAUUUCUCAGGAAGGCGAAUCAGUUCGGCUGGAGCAACCGAUAAGGGUAGUUCGAGAGGUCGAGGUAUGGCUAUCACAACUUGCCAAAGAAAUGCAGAGCACGUUACGGAAUAUGGCCUAUCGAUGCUUUUGUCACGAGGCCAAGGAAGUUGGCCUCGAUGAAUUUCCGUCGCAGGUACUCUGCUUAUUCGAAAUGUUGUGCUUCACUCGGGAUUGCGAGAAAGCGAUUGCAUCGAAGCAGCUUGAUAAGUUCCGUGCAAAGUUGACGACGAAGCUUUCGUCCCAUACAUCUCGAUUAGGAAUCCUCACAAACCAUGUGAAUUCCCUCAAGCUUAAAGCGCUUGUGCUCGACAUCACCCACAAUAUGGAGGUCGUUGAACAGCUUAUCGAGCAUAACGUUACCGCGUUAAGCGACUGGUGCUGGCAGAAGCAACUGAGAUUCUACAUGAAAGAGGACAAUCGUUCAGUUUGCGUUCAUAUGUUAGACGCGGCCUUUGACUACACGUACGAGUAUCAAGGGAAUGUGCCAAAGCUGGUGCAAACGCCACUAACCGAUAAGUGCUUCUUAGCACUUAUGCAAGGUAUGAAAAUGGGAAUGGGCGGCAAUCCUUAUGGUCCAGCCGGAACAGGAAAGACGGAAUCGGUAAAAGCGCUGGGUUCGGCCCUCGGAAGGCAAACGCUGGUCUUCAACUGUGACGAGGGGAUCGACGUCAAGUCCAUGAACCGAAUUUUUAUAGGAUUGGUAAAAUGCGGAGCCUGGGGUUGUUUUGAUGAAUUCAACAGACUCGAAGAAGGCGUACUGAGUGCCCUAUCCGUUAACAUCCAGGCCAUCCAAAACGCUCUCAAGGACAAAAAGAAAAUAGUCCACUUGUCUAACCAACAGGUGGACGUUAAUCUAAAUGCCGGCAUCUUUGUUACCAUGAAUCCGGCCGGUAAAGGUUACGGCGGCCGACAGAAAUUACCCGACAAUCUUAAACAGCUUUUUCGACCUGUCGCGAUGACCGUCCCUGAUAAUGUUGUUAUUACUCAAGUGUUGCUCUACGCCGAAGGAUUCAAAUACUCCAAUGUACUUAGUACCAAACUUGUAGCCGUCUUCACUCUGGCUAAAGAGUUUCUCUCGGAGCAACAACAUUAUGACUGGGGACUGCGUAGUCUCAAAAGCGUUAUCCAGGCGUGCGGCACUCAGCUGCGUCACGCUGCCCUCAGUAGAGAAUGUAGAGAACAGGAUGAGUCGGCAGUCAUUAUUCGGGCGCUUCGUCUUAAUACCCUAUCGAAGCUUGCCUAUCGAGACUGCCAGCUGUUUGAUGACCUCCUCUGUGACAUCUUUCCUGGAAUAGAGCUAGAAGACUUCUCCAACGAUGAACUUGCACAGACCUGCCGUGAGGCCUGCGAAGAACUUCGUCUUGAGGUGGAUGAGAAACAGGUUAAAAAAAUGGUGGAGUUAAGCGAACAGUUACGACAAAGGAUGGGGGUGGUGGUUGUAGGACCAGCAGGCUCCGGGAAAUCUACGCUUUGGAAAACGUUAAAGGUUGCCCUUCUCAAGCAAGGCAUAGAUAUUAAAACACACGUCUUUAAUCCUAAGGCCAUGGGCCGAGCUCAACUUUUAGGCAGAGUCGACCUUGACACGAGAGAGUGGCACGACGGAGUGCUCACCCUGUCUGCUAGACAGGUAAUAAAAGAAGAGCAUUCUACGAAUUCGUGGAUAAUUUGUGAUGGUGAUGUGGAUCCGGAAUGGAUUGAGGCGCUCAAUUCUGUUCUCGACGAUAAUCGUCUACUAACAAUGCCCUCCGGAGAGCGCAUUCAAUUUGGACCGAAUGUGAACUUCCUCUUCGAAACACACGACCUGUCGCACGCUUCGCCGGCAACCAUUUCGCGUAUGGGUAUCAUACAUCUAAGCGCGGAAAAUAUAAACCCGGCCAACAUCGUUUCGGCGUGGCUAAAGAAAGAAAGGCCCGACGUGCAGUUGGCGCUCAAACCACUGUUGGAUAGUUACUUCUUUAGCUGUCUUGACUGGGUAGUAAAACGUAACGAGAAUGCUAUCACAACCACUAGUGUUGGAACCUCUGUUAGUGCAUUGUCACUACUGCAUGGCGUUAAAUCCAAGGCUGAGUUUACGGCUGCCCUCCUGCAAGGCUUUGCUGCGAAUCUGAAGCCUUUGGCGAGACAGCCUUUCGCUAAGCUCGUGCUCACAACGAUGAAUGAGAUGAUCCCUGACCCCAGCAAGGCUGAAUUUACGUUCUAUAACAGGAAGCGUGACCGCCUCGAUGUUUACAGCUUUACCGACACAAAGAGCGUUGACAUCUCAGCUCUCACAGGACCGAUAAACAGGAUCCCCGUCAUUGAGACGAUCCACCUUCAACGAGCUGCGGACAUUCUGAUUUCCUGGCUGGACCAGCUCAAACCUAUUAUUAUUGCUGGCCCUCAAGGCUCGGGGAAAUGUCUUCUGGUUCGACACUGUUUCUCUAAGUUAUCAUCAACUUCAGUCCAGAUGGCUAUUUUGUACUGUUCAUCGCAGACGCAGCCAUCACAUGUUCAUCACAAACUUUUACAACACUGUAUUACCGUAAACUCGGGCAGUACAAGCAAGGUCCUUCGGCCGAAAGAUAGUGAAAAAUUAGUUUUUUUACUUAAAGACAUUGAUGUACCGAAAAAAGAUAAAUGGGGCACUUGUCGGUUGAUCGAAUGGCUCCAACAAAUAGUAAACUACGGAGGUUUCUAUGAUGAUUGUCUGAAUUGGAUAGCUUUCGAGCGAAUUCAGUUUAUCGCAACGGUCACUGAUCGGGCCCAAAUUUCGACUCGACUUACUUCUAUAUCGCUAAUUAUUUCACUCGAACAUCCUGACCGCGAGGAGCUGACCCAAAUCUAUUCAACCCUCAUAUCGCCUGUCCUCAAAGAGUCGUCCAUGGAUCAAAAUAUCGUAGCGACUGCCAUGGCAAACGUGCUUACAAGGAUACGAAAAAAGUUUACAAUAGAUUCUCGAAAGCAUUACGUUUUUACUGCUCGAAACUUAACCACGUGGGCCCGUGUUAUGACAAGAUACACAAAAUCCGAAGGUGAACUUCCUGUGGUUUGGUGUCACGAAGCAUUGAGAAUAUUUGGUGACUCGUUGGCCACUGACGCUGAUAUGAAGGAUUUCCUUACGUUAUUUGCUGAAGUCCUCGAUAACGAUCUCGGUAGUGGAUAUAAAAAUGUUCUGGUCGACUUGCUGACAAAGGAGUCAUUUUUUGUAUCUUCAGAUGGCUUUUCCGGGCCUUUAGGUCGAUAUCUCAUUAAACUUCAUUCUAACGAUUGGGAAGCUAGCCUGCAAAAAGUUUCAACACGAUACGCAAGUGAAAUCCGCCAGAUCAAACCUGUGUUUCACGACGAUUUCCUAUACUUAGCUGCUAAAAUUGAUCGUCUACUAACACAAAACAACAAUUCAUUACUUCUUGUCGGACAACCUGGUAUUGGCAGGCGGUUAAGCGUUUCACUGUUGGCCCACCUUUACGACUAUAUGUUUGUGACUCCUAGAACCACACUAAGCUACUCAAUGGUCAACUUUAACAACAGUCUAAAGAUUGCGCUACAAAAUGCAGGAAUUGAGAGGAAACCGACCAUUCUAUUUAUUGAGGAAUACCAGAUUGAAAAUGAAGAGUUCUUGGACACAAUUUGUGGCGUCCUGGCAUCCGGAGAACUCGCUGGACUGUUUGCCCCGCAAGAGCUGGAGUCUCUCAAAGAGGUGGCAUCGGAUGAAGGCUUCCGUGGUGGAGUGUUUGCAUAUUUUUCUGAAAAGGUUAAGCAGAACCUGCGUGUAAUUAUAAGUAUGAAUUAUACUGACCCGCGGUUUGACAGAAGAAUCGAGGACAAUCCAGCGUUGUAUAAACAUUGCUGUGUUAUCUGGACAACCGAAUGGAGCACCGAGACUAUGGAGCGAAUGCCCAUGCUAAUAAUCGAGUCUAACGACCGGCCUAAAACAGCGAAUUCGGAUCGUCGAACUGUGGACGCAUUCUCCAAGCUUUUCUGCAAAAUUCACAAGAGCGUCAGCGAAGAUUACUGCUCGCCUAGAACGUAUCAAACGUUUAUUAAGGCGUAUGAUAGUUUGUACCAGCUGAAAUACACAGAAUUAAAACAAAGGAAAAAUCACUUAAAAGCAGGAGUGGAGAAACUUGAUGAGGCAAAGGAGACCGUCAACAAACUUAGAGCAGACGCGAAGAUCCAAGAGGACUUGCUUGUAAAGAAAAGAGCUGAGGCCGAUGAAGCUCUGAAGGCUAUUACCGAUAGCGUGUCGAGAACCACCGAGCAACGAACGGAAAUGCAAAUAUUACAAAAGAAGAUGGUAAUCGAGAAUAGGAAACUUGAACAAAGAAAGAAGGAAAUUGAUACUGAACUCAGCGAAAUUGAGCCCCUGAUUAGUCAGGCCAAAGCAGCAGUCGGUGGUAUUAAGGCUGAGUCUCUUUCAGAGAUCCGAUCACUUAGAGCUCCACCAGAUGUCAUCCGAGACAUUUUGGAAGGCGUGUUGAGCCUAAUGGGCGCCAAUGAUCUCUCAUGGGUUGCAAUGAAAAGCUUCCUCUCAAAGCGGGGCGUGAAAGACGAAAUAAUGAACUUUGACGCUCAUCAAAUUACAUCCGAUAUCAGACAGAAUGUCGAGACACUCCUACAGAAGCGUGCCACUUCGUUCGAUCCUAAAAAUGCUAAAAGAGCUUCGGCUGCAUCUGCACCUCUGGCCGACUGGGUACGCGCAAAUGUUAAGUAUGCGGCGGUACUUCAGAAAAUCGAACCACUCGAAAGAGAACAAGCCGAACUGACGAAAAAUCUUCAACAGUCUCAACAAAGAUCCAAGGAUCUCGCGUCUGCCCUUCGAGGUGUCGAUAAACAAGUAGCUGAACUUAAAGAGCAGCUAAACAAGCUGACGACCGAAGCAGCUCAAAUCGAAAUUGGUCUUAAGGCAGCCCAGGAUACGUUGAACGCUGCGGAAGGAUUGGUGGCACAAUUACAAGACGAAUACUCCAGAUGGCGGCAACAACUAAGUGAUAUCGAUACUCAAUUGCAAGACCUGCCUCUCCGUUGCCUUAUGGCUGCAGCGUCUGUCAUCUAUUUGGGUCAGCUUCCAGAAGACGUUCGGCAGAGCUUGCUGACCACGUGGUUGAACACUGUGAAACUUUCUAGCGAUUUUGACACCAGCAAGUUCCUAUGCUCUGAGCAAGAAAUACUUAUUUGGAGGCAAUAUAACCUCCCCUCCGAUAAGCUAUCUGUGGACAAUGGUGUAUUUAUUAAGAGCUCACCGAUAGCAACGUUUCUUAUAGAUCCGACGAACUGUGCUCUGAAAUGGCUUCAAUCGUACAAGACAAAAAUAGUCGAGGUCGUUGCUCAGAACGAAGAUCGCUUCCUGACAGUGCUGGAGCUGGCAAUACGUUUUGGGAAAAUGCUAAUAAUUCCCCACACACAGACAGUCGCUCCCGUUCUUAUCCCCCUUCUGCGUAAAGACCUUAUAGCGCAAGGCUCCAGAUCAAUGGUGCAGCUUGGCGAUAAACUUGUAGACCUGAAUGAGGAUUUUGAACUAAUUCUUCACACCCAGAACCCUUUGACGGUACUACCACCUUACGUAAAUUCUCUGGUGCAGGUUGUCAACUUCUCAAUUACUAAAGCAGCAUUAUCCGAGCAACUUCUUGACAAAAUUAUCCACAAUGAAAAUCCCGAUUUCGAGAAAAAACGAAUGGAGCUCAUUAGAAAUCAGGAAACGAUGAGGGUUGAACUUGCGAAAAUGGAAGACGAGCUUUUAAAUCAGCUGGCGUCGUCUCAAGGCAGCCUGCUCGACAACAGAGUACUUUUGGCGUCAUUAAAUCAGAACAAACAGAACAGCAUUACAAUUGCAAACGCGCUUAAAGAAUCCGAGAAGCUGCAGGCUUCAGCGGAAUUCGAACGUCAUCAAUACUCUAAACUAGCAUCCUUCGCCAGUGAUAUGUUUUUUGUGACCCGAGACUUACGUCAUUUAUCACCAAUUUAUCUCUUCGACCUAAGCAAUUUUGUUGAAGUUUUCGAAAACGUUCUCCGAACUACGACUCGGUCACCGAACGUUGAGACGAACAUACAGGAACUCUGCAAUGAGCUUCAAAAGGCAACAUUUAUCAAUUUCAGUAGGGCUCUGUUCAAAGAAGACCGAAUUUGUUUCGCACUCCACAUCGUACGCAAAAUGCAGCCGGAACACAUUACAAAGAUGGAAUGGGACACGUUCAUGGGACUUUCCGAUACAAAAGCGGAAGUGUCAAAGAGCUCAGUACCCCCGUGGGUUGAGCCUGACCAAUUCCCUACGAUAGCUACCUUCAAAGCCAAUAACAUGGAUAUUUGGCCCUCCUUAGAACUGCAUAAUAGAGAUAUGUGGAGCCAGUUUGGCGCCAGUAGCAAAUGCGAGGAUGAGAUUCCAUCGCAACUUCGACUGAAGCCAUUUGUCGAGGUAUUGUUGAUAAAAGCUCUUCGACCGGAUCGUCUCUAUUCGAAGAUGAACGACUUCGCUGCAUCCGCUAUAAACGUCAAGGACCUAUCGGCGGGAAUCCGAUCACUGAAACGUGUUUUCGUCGAGUUGUCUUCUUCGACUGUGCCGAUACUGAUUCCGGUGCCAUCGGGGAUCGAUCCCAGUAUCGAGAUCGCUGAGGCAGCAGACAGUACAAUUGGCAGUGGAAAAUACACCCAGAUCUCUUUAGGCCAUGAACAGACUGUUGAAGCAAUUAAAGCGCUUAAAAGGUGUGCGGUCGAUGGCGAGUGGCUGUGCCUAACAAAUCUACACCUUGUUACGGCUUGGAUUCCGGUCCUACUCAAGGAGUGGAGUAUGUUAGAGCCGCAUUCCGAUUUCAGGUUGUGGCUUACCACCGAACCGAAAGAAACCAUUCCUCCGCAAUUGUUGGAAAUGUCUCUGAAAAUCGCCUACGAAACGCCUCCGGGUAUCAAACGUAAUCUGCAGCGAAUUUAUGAUUCAUGGAACCAGGAUACUGUGUACUGUCGAGGUAACCUUCAAGCCUCGCAGUGUAUCUUUGUUCUAGCCUGGUUCCAUGCCAUUAUUCAGCAACGCAGAGCCUACCUUCCUCAGGGCUGGUCCAAGGAGUAUGAUUUCUCUACAGGCGAUCUCAAAGCCGCCCUACAAGUCUGUCAGCAGCAAUUCUGCUCAGGGUCCGUCGAGUGGACCUAUCUUCGAGGUCUUCUCGAUGUCGCCAUAUAUGGGGGUCGAAUCGAAUCAGAGUUUGAUGCUCGUAUUUUGGCAGCCCAUAUUCAACGGCUGUUUAAUCCACUCGUCAUUACUGGUAACUCGAAAUCGAAAGGAGUUGCCCCAAACGUGUCUAUGCCGAUCAAUACCACAACGAAAGAGCACCUCAGGGUUAUCCAGGCCUUGCCCGAUGAGGACCGUCCCGUGUUCCUUAAUUUGCCCGCAAACAUCCAGCGUACUCAGCAGAAAGUUAAGGCAAAUGAAAUUAUCAGUCGGCUAAAACAAAUGAAUACUGCGAAAAUCGAGGGAAGAGUGGAAAAAACUAUAGAACGUUGGAGUCGUGGCGUCGGGCCGUUGCUUGCUUUUUGGAAAAAACUUAAUGAAGGACUGAAUAUCCACCAGCAGAAGUUGGACGAUUUUACUGAGGGGGACAGUCCUCUGGAGACGUUCAUGCUAAAUGAAUACAACGCGGCUAUUCGACUAGUUCAAUCGGUGCACUCAGAUCUUGCUGAGAUCAGUAAAACGAUCAGAGGCACCAUACUGGUUACAAACAGUUCGGCCUCAAUAGCAGAACAACUACUUAAACUGGAGACACCGCUGGAAUGGCAACGGCAAUGGAGUGGUCCUGAAGACCCAUACAACUACAUGCGUCAGCUAGUAUCUAAGGCGUCUGCCAUUCAGAACAAAUGGAUGUCUUCAUCGGGUUUUUCGUUUGACGCCAUUUUCGACCUCGCCGAACUCCUUCACCCAAAUAAGUUCCUUAAUGCUCUCCGGCAGCAGACAGCUAGGAUAACCAAGAGCGCCAUCAACAGCCUGCGUCUUGAUGUUUCGUUCCGGAAACCACUGUCAUGCCAGAUUCAGGUGGGCGCCACCACAAACAAUUGGUUAAAGUCGAGAAUUUGUUGAUCGAGGGGGCGGUCUUCGAUGGGACAUCAUUAUCAGAGUGCUUGCACAAAUCAGCCACAACUUCGUUAUUGCCCACCGCCCACU
Molecule: messenger RNA, 10010 nt
Organism: Varroa destructor (honeybee mite)
Lineage: Eukaryota; Metazoa; Arthropoda; Arachnida; Mesostigmata; Varroidae
Gene: btv
Product: dynein cytoplasmic heavy chain beethoven
Biological process (GO): microtubule-based movement
Cellular component (GO): dynein complex
Molecular function (GO): minus-end-directed microtubule motor activity; dynein intermediate chain binding; dynein light intermediate chain binding
Source: RefSeq, a predicted model, not a curated record